Messenger RNA from Saccharomyces mikatae IFO 1815, 1422 nucleotides. It is a transcript of the gene SEC12, whose product is annotated as Sar family guanine nucleotide exchange factor SEC12. The record is from RefSeq and is a predicted model, not a curated record. NCBI's taxonomy places the organism in Eukaryota, Fungi, Ascomycota, Saccharomycetes, Saccharomycetales, Saccharomycetaceae. The transcript has a single exon. Gene Ontology annotation, cellular component: endoplasmic reticulum membrane. Gene Ontology annotation, molecular function: guanyl-nucleotide exchange factor activity; protein binding; GTPase activator activity. Gene Ontology annotation, biological process: protein secretion. Bases 1 to 1422 code for a protein of 473 amino acids.
AUGAAGUUUGUGACAGCUGGUUAUAAUGUCGGCUAUCCUGCUUAUGGAGCCAAGUUUUUGAAUAAUAACACGUUGCUUGUGGCAGGUGGGGGAGGUGAAGGUAACAAUGGGAUACCAAACAAGUUGACAACCUUGCGCGUGGAUCCCACUAAAAACAGUGAGAAGGAACAGUUUUGUAUAUUAAGCGAGUUCACAUUGGAAGAUAAUGACGACUCUCCUACUGCAAUUGAUGCUUCUAGGGGUAUUGUUUUGUUAGGUUGCAAUGAGAAUAGUACGAAGAUUGCACAAGGUAAGGGUAAUAAGCACUUGAGAAAAUUUGCAUAUGAUGAAUUGAAUGGCCAAUUGAAGUUUGUCACUAGUGUGGACUUUGAUAGAUCUACGAACGCGGAUGACUACACAAAGCUAGUCUAUAUAUCACGGGAGGGUAGCGUGGCAGCCAUUGCGUCAUCUAAAGUGCCUGCUAUAAUGAGGAUCAUUGACCCAAGUGACUUAACUGAAAAGUUCGAGAUUGAAACCAGGGGUGAGGUAAAAGAUUUGCACUUUUCUACUGAUGGUAAAGUUGUUGCUUAUAUUACCGGUUCUAGUUUGGAAGUUAUAUCGACAGUCACAGGGAGUUGCAUUGCUAGGAAGACGGACUUUGAUACAAAUUGGAGUUUAUCCAAGAUAAACUUCAUAGCAGAUGAUACAGUGAUGAUUGCGGCCUCUUUAAAAAAAGGUAAAGGUAUCGUGUUGACUAAGAUAAGCAUCAAAUCAGGAAAUACUUCAGUGUUGAAAUUUAAACAAGUCACAAACAAGUUUAAAGGGAUCACUUCUAUGGAUGUCGACGUGAAGGGUGAAUUGGCGGUAUUGGCAAGUAAUGACAAUUCCAUAGCUCUUGUGAAACUAAAGGACUUUUCGAUAUCUAAAAUAUUCAAACAGGCUCAUAGUUUUGCCAUUACUGAAGUCACGAUAUCCCCAGAUUCUACAUACGUGGCGAGUGUUUCUGCGGCCAAUACUAUUCAUAUAAUAAAACUACCAUUCAACUAUGCCAAUUACACUUCAACGAAGGAAAAAAUCUCCAAAUUUUUCACCAACUUCAUCCUCAUUUUAUUGCUUUCCUACAUUUUACAGUUUUCUUAUAAGCACAAUUUGCAUUCCACUCUUUUUAACUAUGCAAAGGGCAAUUUUUUGAUGAAGAGGAAUACUAUCUCUUCGCCCUAUGUAAUUGAUGAGGACUUACAUCAGACAACCUUGUUUGGCAACCACGGUACUAAAACGUCUGUAUCCAUCACUGAUUCCCUAAGACUAAGUGACAUGCACGAGACAGAUAGUGUGAAUGUGUCCAAAGACCUGGAUAUUGAAAGCAGUACUAUUGAUAGGGAAGCGAUUGACCUCGGCAUUACAAAUGCAACUUUUCGAGGGGAAGAUAAUGCCAGAGUUUGA